AUGAGUACCUCACCUAGCCCUAUCCGCGCUCUCAUCCCGGGCCUCCAUCUAGGAAGGCAUACACCGGGACCUCUUAACUCUCUAACCGACGUUCCUGGGGUUCUCGUGCAUACCGAAUCCAUUAUCAAAAAACCAUCGGAAACAGAGCGUGGACACGCCAUCAACACCGGCGUCACCGUCAUCCUGCCCCGGCGUGAGUGGUUCAACAAUGCCUGUUAUGCAGGCUAUUUCCGAUUCAAUGGCAGCGGCGAGAUGACCGGCGCACACUGGCUCGACGAAACGGGUCUUCUCAAUUCGCCUAUUGUGCUCACAAAUUCGUUUUCGGUGGGACCCUGCUAUAGUGGAGUUUAUCAAUAUGCGAUUCGCGAAUAUGCCAAAAACGGUACUCCGGCGGAUUGGUUUAUUCUGCCGGUUGUGGCUGAAACUUGCGAUCUGUUUUUGAGUGAUAUUGCGGCUAUGGCCGUUACGCCUGAAAUGGUGGUUAGGGGCAUUGAUAAUGCGUCUAGUGCCAGAGUUCCGGAAGGGAAUACGGGAGGAGGCACGGGGAUGACCUGUCAAGGAUUCAAGGCCGGUACCGGUUGUGCAAGUCGCUUGAUUGAAGGGAUUGAAUUCGGGGAGAAGAAGACGUACACAGUUGCAGCAUUGGUUCAGGCAAACUUUGGUGCCAAAAGAGACAUGCGUGUUGGAGGUGUUCCUGUGGGCAGAAUCAUGCUCGAACGAGAGGAAGCACAGAAGGAAAACCCGGCUCCUAAUGCGGGUACUUCUACUACUGCAGACGAAGAGAAAAGACUGGCUUCGAAAGACGGCAGUAUCAUUGUCGUUAUCGCGACGGAUGCGCCCUUGCAUCCAGUACAGCUUCAACGACUUGCUAAACGAGCCACUGUGGGUGUAGCACGAGUCGGCGGCUGGGGCUCAAAUUCUUCGGGUGAUUUGUUUAUCGCGUUUAGCACUGCUGAAAAUAUUCCUAGAGAGCCUACGUUCUCUUGGAAUCCGACAGUAGAGCAGACCGUAAGCGUUGUGCAGGAUGUCACUAUUAAUUCUCUGUUUGAAGCCGCGGCAGACAGUACAGAAGAAGCCAUUUAUAAUGCUUUGGUGGCGGCACAGACGAUGGAGGGGCCCAUGGGUGUAUGCAAGGCCAUUGAUCACCAAGAGUUGAAAGAGAUAGUUGAAAAGUAUAUCUGA
Talaromyces marneffei is the source of this 1182-nucleotide messenger RNA. RefSeq lists its product as uncharacterized. The transcript has a single exon. Lineage: Eukaryota; Fungi; Ascomycota; Eurotiomycetes; Eurotiales; Trichocomaceae. The record is from RefSeq and is a predicted model, not a curated record. Bases 1 to 1182 code for a protein of 393 amino acids. Gene Ontology annotation, molecular function: aminopeptidase activity.